This is a messenger RNA of Schistosoma spindalis, 4872 nucleotides long. Lineage: Eukaryota; Metazoa; Platyhelminthes; Trematoda; Strigeidida; Schistosomatidae. The record is from the annotation of a GenBank genome assembly.
AUGAUUCAAAUGUUAAGUUUUUAUCAAAAUUUCAGAAAUGAUUUUCAUCGUUGGGGUACUCAAAUUAUUCGUCUAAUUGAUAUGGAACCUCGUUUAAACUUGUCUAAUAAAUCAAUUACGAUGCACAUUUUACGUUUAACUGGAGAACAACAUUUUCUCAAUUUGAUCCGCUUAAUUUUAAUUGGAAUAUUAUCAGAUUUUGUGGAGUUCAUAUCAAGCAAUAUUACCUCACAGUCAAGUUUUAACGAUGAUUCAACUCAACUUUCACUCUCAAAUUGUCCACCAGUUCGUUUUUCUCCUGAUGCCCUGCGUGUAUGGUCGGUGUUGGUUGACCGAUUAACUCUGUUCAUUCUAGAUGAACAUCGAGUGUCUGAGAAUCAGUCAGCCAUAGAUAUCGAUUUGAGUACUGUUGAAUCUGCGCUGCUAAUGCCAUUCUGGUUGGCUGGAGCUUCACAUCCAAACACAAUCGAUGGUAAUCACGAUAGUUCAUCUGAUACUUUCCAGUACCUUUCAUUCAAAGAUAGUUUGGCUAUAUCAAUGCGCCAGUCUAAUUUAUUUUCAGCAUUUCAUCAGGAAUGUUGUUUACUAACAACAGUUCCUACAAAUGCUUGGAUUAAUCAACUAUCUAUCAAACUAUCCACACUUAUUUUAAGUUAUGCACCCAAGGUAUUCGAAAGCAUUAAUUUGCAUUUAAUUAGCCGUUUUGUACAUCGCUUAGCUCAAAGUGCAGAAAUUUAUGAAGAAAAGGGAAAUCAGAAAGAUACACACUAUACAUUUGCUUCUGUAAAAAUUGAUGAUCAACCACUUGGUCAACUUACUGGAUUAGUUAGCCUGCUUAAUUCAUUACUGUUAUAUAUACCAUGGCUUCACCCUCCAGCACAAACUGAAAAUGAUGAUUCACCUCCCUGUUAUCUAAGUGCCCAGGAAUCAACUACUCAGUGGUUGACAUCUCCUCCCGUUAUGUCCAUUCGUAAUCGAACAAAUCAGUUGGUUAAUGAGAAGUCUGUAAAUGGCGUUCAUUCCAUAAAUCGAUCUGCAAAUAGUAAUCAGGUCUCUUAUGGUUUACUUGAUGCUUUAGAGACAGUUGUAUUCCUUCUUAAUAAUCAUCUUCAUGGCACAGAUUCUGUUUUGUCAAUGUUUUCUAAGCUGGAGUCGAGUUUAACUCGUUUGGUUCACUGUUGUGUAAAAGCCGAAAAAGCUGUUAUUGAAGCGGGAACAGAUCUAGAUGAACCACUUUUAAUUACUCAACACAGACAACAUGCUAAAUUAGCACUGGAGGAAGUAUUCAUAUGCAUUUGGAAACAGAUGAAAGUUGUUCCUCCCAAUGUAUCCAUCAAUAAUCCACUGUCCAUGUUGCAUACAAUCCCCAAUAUACAAGAUCUCAAAACACCGGCUACCACUCCCGUAUUUAAUUCGGAAAUAUCUGAUUCCAUUCAUCCGAUUGCUCAAUAUGAAGCUAUACUCAGCUUAUCACUCACACUGUGUGGUUACAAUGUGGAAUCGAAUCAAGAAUCUUGUGAAUGUGCAAUUCAAUUGUCUGUUACUUUCAUGAAUUGGUUCAUCGGUUUUUGGAAUUAUUUAGUCGACCAGUAUUGUGUAAAACAAACUAAAAGUAAUUCAUCAAAAUUAUUAAAUUUUCGAAACUUUUUAAUUAAUUUGGAACCUGAAUUUCAAAAAAUUAUUAAACGAACAUUAAAUCCAAAUAUUCAACAAUUGGCUGACUUAAAUCCUGAUGAAAAGAAUACCUCCAGGCGUAAAUCUAUUCCUCGCAAAACGCCCAAGUCGGAACCAACUAAACGUCUGUCUCGUUUAUCAAAAAGAUUGUCCUCCUCUUCUUCCCAAUCGCCAGUAAUUUCUAAUAAUCUGAAGUUGAAAAUAGAAGAGAACUCUCCUAUUGAUUCUUUGGUAACCACUUCAGGUUCUGAUAAAAAGUUAUCUUUUGCUAAAGAUAAAUUUAAACUGGAGAAGUCCCGGAAAUCAAAUACAAUUGUGGGUGACUUGUUCUCUGAUAUUCGUGUUUCACAGAAUAAGAAUGAUCCUCAAAAACUUUCACAUAACCCUUCUAUUCGACCACGUCGAGGGCGCCUUUCAUUAGUAAAAGUUAAUAGUCCAAUUGAAAAAAUAGUUACACCUGUUCGACGAUCAUUUGAACAAACAGAAAAUAUUACUCAAUCAGCUCCAUCUAAUUCCUCAUCUAGGCGUAGUCGUGGUAGAAAAGGUGUUAAUCUUUUUCCUGCCUCUCCUAAACCAUCACCUACAAAUGGUAUUAUUGCUGAAGCUUUUGGAAUUCCAUCUGGUACAAGUCUUAUAAAUGAUGAAAACGAUAAUCAUAAUUGGUCUCCUACAGCGACAUCUCCUGGUCCACUUCCGUGUCGUCCAUUGGUUAAACGCCGCUUAUUCGGUGGACCACAGGAAAUGCCAGUGACAGAAAGUAAAUCAAGCAAUUAUAAUCAGUUGUCAUUACAACCAACAAGGAAACGACAUUUCUCUGACUCGGAACGAAAUACCACUAAUUCUUCUAAGGUUGUAACUAUUUCAACUUGUUGUGAAGAUACUUGUGAUUUUAUUUUCAUCCCACCUCAAUCAGAAAGUGUGAAGAAACGACGUCGCUGUUUAACUACUCAUCAGAAGGAACGUUUCAAAGAGCAAUUAAGAGAAUAUAUACCUACUAUGUACAAUGAAUUAGAUAUUAGUCAACAAUCAUGGUCUUCCUUAAGUGGUGGGGGCGGUGGUAGUGAAUCUCAGUCUCAACUUGAAUUUAGUCUUCAAUCAUCUGUCAACAAAGAUUGUCAAGAAGUCUCUGAAACACUGGAACCACUGGAUUCUCAUGCAAAACCGAAUGUAACAGAGGAGGAUUUGAACAUCAAAAACAACCAGACCGAAAAUAUUACUGUUAAGACUUCUACUAGUUCACUUUGCAUGGAAUCCGAAUACAUACCUACCAAAAUUGUUCUAUCUCCAUCGAUUGAUUCUCUCUCUGAGAAAGAAUCUGAUUUGAAGGAUGACAUUGAAAUAAUACAAGAUACUGAGACAAUUAAUACAGAAUGCGAAUUAGAUUGUGUUGAUGAAAUCUCAUCUAAAUUGAAUACAUCUGAUUUGUCCGAUGAAACAAGCUCAAAUCAGUUGAAUGAAUCGUUUAAUUUACCUUCAACAACUUUGUCUAGACAGUCUCCUAAAGAUGACAAUGAUAGGGUAUCACCUCCGACCAUUACUGUAUCUAUUCCACCAAUUUUAACCUCUCGUCCGAGUAAUCAUACAUUAUCUAGCCCAUUAAUAAGAGGAUCAAGUCGUGCUCAAAAAAUGCUUGUAUUAGGUUUACAAAAAGCCGCCGAACAGACUGCACGUCAGAGGUCGUCUUCCGGAGAUCAUAACAGUGGUAAUCUGUCCUUGGAUAAUAGUCCUACACUGACAGAACGAAAGUCAACGUUAAAUUUGCUGGCUUCUCCAUCUCGUUUGACACUCAAUGUUUCGGUAGCAGAUUCUCCAUCUGGAAUUAUACGAAAUUUAUGGUCAAAGAAAAAAUCUCAGCGUGUAUCUUUUGUUGAACAACCAGUAGUUUAUACAAUCGAAUCGACGAAUUCUAUUGAACAAGAAUCCGACGAAGAUUAUGAUCAUGAUAAUCAAAUUAACUUCAGUACUAAUAGUAAAAGAAUCGUAUUUAAUAAUAAUAGUGAUGAUGGUGAUAAAUACGAGGAAUUUAAUGAUUUGAAUGAAAAUAAACCUGAUGAAGUAGUAAUUAACAGUAGUGUCGAAGAAUUGAAAGAAUCCAACAAAAAGAAUGAAGAGACGGGAAUAAAUGGGAUACCUAUGUCAAAAAUUCAAGCUCACGUCAUAUCGAAACAGAUUCCUGUUGAUUUAGAUGCUUCACAAGAUUCAUCACAAUCUGUAUUCUCGAUUACUACAGAAAUCGAUAAAGAGACAACUCCUAGCACAUUAUCAGAAGAUAGUUUUGAAUCAAGUCUACAUCAUCGUCGUAAAUCAGCUUCUCCUCAACGACGGGAAUUACCGAUUAAAAAAGUAUCCUCUGGAUCUAAGUAUCAAACUUCUAAGCAACUUUUAAAGUCAUCCAAAGGUAGACCGUUAUUCAUGGAGCCUGUUCAUCAAACAGAAGUGAUUUCCCAUAAUUCAAAGACAAGUGAAUCAACAGAAUCACUUCAUAUGAAUAAAAAAGAAAAUAUCCUUGUAACCGACAGUGAGUCAACCUUGAUAGCAGAUACUCAGUUAGAGGAAAGUACUCUUCAAACAAAUGACAUUGGUGACAAUUCUUCUCGCUCUAAUAAACAAACACAGGAGGAUGAAUUCGUUACUACCGAUAGUUAUGUUGAUGAUGAGUGCAUUUUAAUAGAAGGGAGUCAAGGUGGUAGUCAAAUCAAUAACACCGAAGAUCAGUUGAGUUCUUCAACGAAUAGUCAAAUAAAUCAGUGUAGCUUCUCACCUAUCAAUGUAGAGGAGAGUCCAGAAAUAAAUAAUGAUAAUAAUAGUGGUACAAAGGAUAGUUCAAGCUCCCAAACGAUUGCCAUUUUAACAGAUAAUAACGACACUAAUGAUAAAAAUGUAGUAACUUCUAGUCUCAUUGGUCUUAAUGAAGUCAUUGAUGAACGGAAUGUUACAUUCUCGACAUUACCUAAUAAUAAUAAUAAAAUCAUGAAUGAGAACAUUGAAGAGAGUGAAGUGAAGGACGAUACCGUUGGUGAUAAUAAAGAAAAUCAACCAGAAUCAACAGUGAUGAGUGACUCGACAGAAAAUGAUGUAGAAAAAGAUAUUUUAGAUAAACUAUCACAAAUCGCAACUAGUUUGCCUAUAUUGCGACCAGAACAAAGACGUGCUGUUCUUUUAGAAGCUCUUAGUACAUUCAAAUCAAUUAUGCCAUAA